GAUGUUNCCCAUCAGAACAAUGAACUCGACCUUGAGAAGCAGAGAGUGGGUCAGCCAUCAUCAGCAUUCGAGCUAUCUACCAGUGAUGUUGAUGCUAAUACACCUACUCCUCCAUUGACAAUUGUUGUUUCUACUAGCUCUCAAGAGGGAUUGUUGCCUAAAAAGGAGCUGUUGUCUGCCACUUCUAGCUCUGAUGAGCAGUGCAGAAUUUGUCAGCAAGACAAGGAAGAAGUCUUGAUAGAACUUGGAUGUCAUUGUCGAGGUGGUCUCGCAAACGCUCAUCGGACUUGCAUAGAUACUUGGUUUCAUACUAAAGGAUCGAACAGAUGUGAGAUAUGCCAGGUCGUAGCGGCGAACGUAGCACCUCCACAAUCACAUCAUGGUACCAACUACUGGAUGUGGAGGAUCGAUCCGACCUACAGAAAUCAAGAACCCCAAAGGCACUGCUUCAGUCCACUUUGGCUGGCUUUUACCAUCCUCAUAGGGGGUCUGCUACUGGACGUUCUUAUAUCCAUCACACUCGGUGUUUCUGCGUUGCCCGUAAAUAUCAUCAUCGGAGUUAUUGUGGUGCUUGGACUUGGAACUGUGUUUCGACUUGCUGUGGAGUUCGUUCAGGAGUGGAAUUCAACGAGAGUAUCACAAAGGGUGGAAUCAAAUGUCACCAUUGGGUACUUCCCAGCUAUAUAGUCUUUGACUCUUUGUUUCAAUGUGAAAAAUAAAACCAUUAAUAAAUAAUGUCAAAAUAUAUCUUAGUUUUGUCUUU
Molecule: messenger RNA, 763 nt
Organism: Cucurbita pepo subsp. pepo (vegetable marrow)
Lineage: Eukaryota; Viridiplantae; Streptophyta; Magnoliopsida; Cucurbitales; Cucurbitaceae
Molecular function (GO): zinc ion binding
Source: RefSeq, a predicted model, not a curated record